Molecule: messenger RNA, 408 nt
Organism: Salvia miltiorrhiza (redroot sage)
Lineage: Eukaryota; Viridiplantae; Streptophyta; Magnoliopsida; Lamiales; Lamiaceae
Exons: 1
Coding region: 1-408 (135 amino acids)
Source: RefSeq, a predicted model, not a curated record
AUGGGCGUUGUGGGGCAUUUCGCAAGAGUUCUCAUCGAGAUGGACGUGACAAAAGAUAUCGUCUAUAACUUGAUUGUUAAUAAAGGUUCCUCAUUGUUUGAAAUCGAGUUUGUUUAUGAGAACUUACCGUAUUUCUGUGGCAUCUGCAUGAAAGUGGGACACUCCUCUGAUAAAUGUCGGCAAAAGAUCGAUGAUUCUAAGAAGGAUAAUCUGAUUCAAAAGAAUGAUGCGACCUUAAAUGCUGAACUCAAAAUCUCUAUUGCUGGAGGUCCAAAAUUGAAUAGGUCAGGUAAUUUUGUCAAGCCACAGACGAUCUGGAAGAAGGCGGAGAAUCUUCAUACUAAAAACUCGUUUGCCGCUUUAGCGAAGAUACCGGAUGAGAAUGCGAGUACUAAACCAAUGAAGUAG